AUGGCCUACCUAACACUCGCCGCCAUUUCGGCGUUCGUGUCCGUUGCCGCAUCUGCCGCCUUGCCAGUGCUCGUGACCGAAGUUUCCCACGAUGUCGUCUCACCCACGGUCACCGAACCCCCUUCCCCGACGGCGUGGGCCCGAGCCCUGCCGCCGAGACAGAACCAAGUCGUCACCAUGACGAUCGUGAACUCGAUGGGCGCAGCAGUUUCGACGUCGCAUCAAUUGGGCGGGGUGGCGCCCACAGUCAUUGCUGGGGGGACCGGCUCCGGCCCUAUGGCCGCAAACGAAACGGCCAUCCUCGCACUUCCGUCGGGCUACCAUGGCGGCAUCGCAGUCGGGAGGCCCGGCAAAAAACUUACGGACGCCGCUUCCUUGAUCGAGAGCAGCUUUGUGGACCUGUCGGGCCAGGGAAAACCGCAGGCGUACGCGGAUGUUAGCUUCGUGAAUGGCUUCAGUUUACCUAUGGUUUGCUCCUGUGACAAUACGGUCGUGACCGGCUGCAAUAUCGACAUGUUCGCAUUAAACACCUGCCAGGACGUGGAUGAUGGAGGAGCGUGCAUCAAUACUGCGCGGAGUGAUUCUUACGCAAAAGUCGACCCGCCGGAUUUCUUCGUGCCUUGCGAGCACGCGGCAUACACUUGGCCUAGCGAUGAUGCUGCAACGACGAACGGAGGUGACACUUGUAACAACGGCAUAACUUGCUGCAUUGGGACGUCUUGCGCUCCCAACCCGGCACAGGACCAGAACAGCAGCAGCAGUGCUGUCUCUGGGGGCGCGUCCUCAUAUAGCUCCUCUAGCAGCACGUAUUCGUAUGAACCCUCUGCCACCAACCCGGCCGCCGCUUACACGCCGACAACGUACACACCGGUCACCACAAGUACGGCCGCGGCGGGCAAUACGGCGGUCACUACGAGUACAGCCCCAGUGGGCAAUACGGCGGUCACGACCACGGUGAUGAGCACGGCCACGGCCACGGCCACUGCUACUGCAGACCCAGGCGAGUGUUGCCAGUGGGGUGGUGGCUUUGGCGGCCACCAUGGACCGCCAUAA
Molecule: messenger RNA, 1053 nt
Organism: Anthostomella pinea
Lineage: Eukaryota; Fungi; Ascomycota; Sordariomycetes; Xylariales; Xylariaceae
Source: the annotation of a GenBank genome assembly